This is a messenger RNA of Schistocerca nitens (vagrant locust), 1356 nucleotides long. RefSeq lists its product as uncharacterized. The record is from RefSeq and is a predicted model, not a curated record. The transcript is spliced from 5 exons. The coding region runs from base 1 to 1356 and encodes 451 amino acids. Lineage: Eukaryota; Metazoa; Arthropoda; Insecta; Orthoptera; Acrididae.
AUGAAGCUGGAGGUGCUGGGGGUAAGACCAGGCAGCGUCAUCUGGAGCCGGAGCCUGGCCCCAGUUCCAGGUCACCAGCUACACACACACCAGGACCUCUUCAAGAGGAGCGGGCCCCGAUACUGGAGGAGAGGGGACAGUCAGGCAGCACCCCUGAGCCUGGCAGAGCACAUGAGGCAAGGAGAAGGAGGCAAGGAGAAGGAGGCAAGGAGAAGGAGGCAAGGAGAAGGAGGCAAGGAGAAGGAGGCAAGGAGAAGGAGGCAAGGAGAAGGAGGCAAGGAGAAGGAGGCAAGGAGAAGGAGGCAAGGAGAAGGAGGCAAGGAGAAGGAGGCAAGGAGAAGGAGGCAAGGAGAAGGAGGCAAGGAGAAGGAGGCAAGGAGAAGGAGGCAAGGAGAAGGAGGCAAGGAGAAGGAGGCAAGGAGAAGGAGGCAAGGAGAAGGAGGCAAGGAGAAGGAGGCAAGGAGAAGGAGGCAAGGAGAAGGAGGCAAGGAGAAGGAGGCAAGGAGAAGGAGGCAAGGAGAAGGAGGCAAGGAGAAGGAGGCAAGGAGAAGGAGGCAAGGAGAAGGAGGCAAGGAGAAGGAGGCAAGGAGAAGGAGGCAAGGAGAAGGAGGCAAGGAGAAGGAGGCAAGGAGAAGGAGGCAAGGAGAAGGAGGCAAGGAGAAGGAGGCAAGGAGAAGGAGGCAAGGAGAAGGAGGCAAGGAGAAGGAGGCAAGGAGAAGGAGGCAAGGAGAAGGAGGCAAGGAGAAGGAGGCAAGGAGAAGGAGGCAAGGAGAAGGAGGCAAGGAGAAGGAGGCAAGGAGAAGGAGGCAAGGAGAAGGAGGCAAGGAGAAGGAGGCAAGGAGAAGGAGGCAAGGAGAAGGAGGCAAGGAGAAGGAGGCAAGGAGAAGGAGGCAAGGAGAAGGAGGCAAGGAGAAGGAGGCAAGGAGAAGGAGGCAAGGAGAAGGAGGCAAGGAGAAGGAGGCAAGGAGAAGGAGGCAAGGAGAAGGAGGCAAGGAGAAGGAGGCAAGGAGAAGGAGGCAAGGAGAAGGAGGCAAGGAGAAGGAGGCAAGGAGAAGGAGGCAAGGAGAAGGAGGCAAGGAGAAGGAGGCAAGGAGAAGAAGGCAAGGAGAAGAAGGCAAGGAGAAGAAGGCAAGGAGAAGAAGGCAAGGAGAAGAAGGCAAGGAGAAGAAGGCAAGGAGAAGAAGCUGCCACUGCUCUUCAUGCCGUCUAUCACUUCCACUCGCCGCCCUUUCUGACGAUCGUAGUGAGUACGAUGGGGGCGGUUUUAGUAUGACCCACCAGCGUUGCUUGAGGACCAUUCCUGGGACACCUCUAAAGUGCUCACGGUAUGAUUUUGCGGGGGUGGCGUCCAGUUAG